This is a messenger RNA of Dalotia coriaria, 974 nucleotides long. RefSeq lists its product as uncharacterized. The transcript has 5 exons. The record is from RefSeq and is a predicted model, not a curated record. NCBI's taxonomy places the organism in Eukaryota, Metazoa, Arthropoda, Insecta, Coleoptera, Staphylinidae. Bases 82 to 846 code for a protein of 254 amino acids.
AUAAAUACAAAAUAGUAAUAAAUUAAUAUCAGUUUUCUGCAAAUUUCUGCAUCCAUACUUUAUUUAAUUAAUAAUUUCAAAAUGGUUGCCAUUCAAGGCAAAUUCUUACUUCUUGCUAUUUCAUUCUAUAACAACUAUUUUGGCAAACUGCAGGAUAAAUUUGCUGCUGUUAAUAACACUCUUCCAUCACGUUUACAACAACCACAACCAUAUGGACGUUAUGAAGAUCUUGUCAUCGGUGUGCUGGAAGAAGCAAAAGCUUUGUUUAUAACUGGUGUACCUGAAAUGGGUAUUCCAGUAUUGGAUCCAUUAGUUCUGGAUGCAUUACCGUUUAAUUUAAAUCUACCAGACUUAAUAGAGGCUGAUAUUGGCUUAUCACAUGGCAUGUUUAAAGGAUUGAGUGAUUUUAACGUCACCGAUGUGAAAAUUGAUAUAACCGAAGAUAUUUUCCCAAUAAAAGCGAGCAUCAGUGUUAGAUUCAAUGAUCUUUAUUUUGUAUCGAACUAUGCUAUAAAUGGAAGCGUUGGAGGGUCAACUCAGGCAUUUGGUGGCAUUUUAGCCCUAGAACUGGAUAAUUUUAUAUUUAGUCUUUCGAUUGAGACGGGACAACAUUGUAACGUAAUUACUCUGGAUAAGAAUAGUUUUGGAUUGGAAAUUGAGGCGGCUAAUGUUUUCAUCACUGGACUCAUGAACGAUGAAAACAUGAGCAGUGAAAUAUCAAAAUUAUUAACCGAAAUAUUGGCUGACACUAUUACAGCAAGCUCAGAAGGCUUGGAUGAAAUGGUAUCGCCAAUAAUUCAAAAGGAACUUAACAAGAUACUGGCGUAUUUAUUGUUUGAAGUUUAAAUACAACUUUUUAGUUGCGUGAACUGCCGCUAGAGUACUGGCAUUCAGUUUGUGUGAAGUUAUCUAAAGUAAAUUUUAAAUAAAUACGUUUUAAUGAAUUACUAAGUAAAUAAAAUAGUUACCAUAUA